Aspergillus ruber CBS 135680 is the source of this 1062-nucleotide messenger RNA. It is a transcript of the gene gpaA, whose product is annotated as guanine nucleotide-binding protein subunit alpha gpaA. Gene Ontology annotation, biological process: G protein-coupled receptor signaling pathway. The transcript has 4 exons. Lineage: Eukaryota; Fungi; Ascomycota; Eurotiomycetes; Eurotiales; Aspergillaceae. Gene Ontology annotation, molecular function: GTPase activity; G protein-coupled receptor binding; GTP binding. The record is from RefSeq and is a predicted model, not a curated record. Gene Ontology annotation, cellular component: heterotrimeric G-protein complex. Bases 1 to 1062 code for a protein of 353 amino acids.
AUGGGUUGCGGAAUGAGUACCGAGGACAAGGAGGGCAAGGCCCGCAACGAGGAGAUUGAGAACCAGCUUAAGCGCGACAAGAUGAUGCAGAGAAACGAAAUCAAGAUGCUCUUGCUGGGUGCUGGUGAAUCGGGCAAGUCGACUAUUCUGAAGCAGAUGAAGCUCAUCCACGAGGGUGGCUACUCGCGCGAUGAGCGGGAAUCGUUCAAGGAAAUCAUCUUCAGCAACACUGUCCAGUCCAUGCGUGUUAUUCUGGAAGCCAUGGAGUCGCUCGAAUUGCCCCUCGAGGACGCCCGCCAUGAGUACCACGUACAGACUGUCUUCAUGCAACCCGCUCAGAUUGAAGGUGAUAGCCUUCCUCCGGAGGUUGGCAAUGCCAUCGGUGCUUUGUGGCGCGACUCGGGUGUUCAGGAGUGUUUCAAGCGUUCGCGCGAAUACCAGCUGAACGAUUCUGCUAAAUACUACUUCGACGCUGUUGAGCGUAUUGCUCAGCCCGACUACCUUCCCACCGACCAGGAUGUCCUUCGCUCUCGUGUCAAGACUACCGGUAUCACUGAGACCACCUUCAUUAUUGGCGACUUGACCUACCGUAUGUUCGACGUCGGUGGUCAGCGUUCUGAACGUAAGAAGUGGAUUCAUUGCUUCGAAAACGUCACCACCAUUCUUUUCCUGGUCGCCAUCUCUGAAUACGACCAGCUUCUGUUCGAAGAUGAGACCGUCAACCGUAUGCAGGAAGCGCUCACUCUGUUCGACUCGAUUUGCAACUCGCGGUGGUUCGUCAAGACUUCCAUUAUUCUUUUCCUCAACAAGAUCGACCGUUUCAAGGAGAAGCUGCCCGUCAGCCCCAUGAAGAACUACUUCCCCGACUACGAGGGCGGUGCCGACUAUGCCGCCGCUUGCGACUACAUCCUCAACCGCUUCGUGUCUCUGAACCAGGCCGAGCAGAAGCAGAUCUACACUCACUUCACAUGUGCCACUGAUACCACACAAAUCCGCUUCGUCAUGGCUGCGGUCAACGAUAUCAUCAUUCAGGAGAACCUCAGACUCUGCGGUCUCAUUUAA